GUCCAUGUCUACCACCCCGACUGCGAGUGCUGGUAUAUUACCCAGACACACCAGGGGACUGCCAUAGGCAUAUCUGCCAUAGGCAUAUAUGGCAGUCCCAUUAGUCGUGUCUGGGUUAUGCAUGUGUACGACCUUGGUCUUCUCUGCCCCAUGCUUCGAUGUAGCGAAGGCUGUUGCAGUCGACGACACGCCUCGUCGAGAUGUGGAGCCGUUCUGCAUCGAAGUUCCGAAGGGGUGCAGAUGACUUGUUCGGAUGGGAGGCGUCGGAUGUUUGUCCUGUCCUUUAGCACCAACAAGAAGCUGAAGGCCGAACAGUUGCAUAGGUUUUUCAUUGUUUUUCAAGAUCCAGGGUAUAUUAGAACCUGAGUGACCUACUACUGGGGACCGGAAAAUCACUGAAGAUAUGGCCCUUUCUAAUCAAAAGCAGGCGUUCCGGAAUGCUUUCGCUACCCCACCUCGCUGGGUCACAUCGGUGGGCGACCUCCAGUGGUCAGGAAGGCUUUUCGGUGCUCUUCUUACGGCUCCUCCACAUCCUGGUCAGCGAGGCCACGGUGGAGACUUCACGUGAGCCGCUGGUCGAGUCUUUGAAGAAUCUCUUGUUGGUGAUCUCCGCGGAUCCCGCCUUUGGCGAACUUUCGUCUCCAAAGCAGGGCGAAACGCUUUUAGAGGCAGCCUGGGGUGUGGUGGCCCCUUCAUUGCCAGAGCUGCGGCGGGAGGUCUCCUUGAUCUUGGAUCCAAGUGCAGUGGAACCAGGCUCUGAGAGCACAAGUUGCUAGUUCCCGGCUCCGCGAAGGUGAAGUGCCGGAGUCGCCGCCCAUCUGAACAUGCCUCGGAACCCGCGGCGUGGACUCCGCUGGUGCGGAGUGGCGUCGACGCUGCGGGUUCACACGCCACGGCACUGGGGAUGCGCGAGAAUGCCAUGGAGGCCGAGAAUCGAGGCCCUUGGACC
This is a messenger RNA of Durusdinium trenchii, 949 nucleotides long. Lineage: Eukaryota; Dinophyceae; Suessiales; Symbiodiniaceae. The record is from the annotation of a GenBank genome assembly.